Messenger RNA from Fukomys damarensis (Damara mole-rat), 1785 nucleotides. It is a transcript of the gene C1galt1, whose product is annotated as core 1 synthase, glycoprotein-N-acetylgalactosamine 3-beta-galactosyltransferase 1. Bases 122 to 1204 code for a protein of 360 amino acids. The record is from RefSeq and is a predicted model, not a curated record. The transcript has 4 exons. NCBI's taxonomy places the organism in Eukaryota, Metazoa, Chordata, Mammalia, Rodentia, Bathyergidae. Gene Ontology annotation, molecular function: N-acetylgalactosaminide beta-1,3-galactosyltransferase activity. Gene Ontology annotation, cellular component: membrane.
UGAACCGGAUGUGGUGGCACAUGCUGUAAUCUCAACAACUCAGGAGGCUGAGGCAGGAGGAGCACUGUGACCUGAAGUCAGCCUGAUCUAUAAUAGUCUUCAAGAAAUACACUUUCAGGAAAUGGCCUCUAAAUCUUGGCUGAAUUUUUUAACCUUCCUCUGUGGAUCAGCAAUAGGAUUUUUUUUAUGUUCUCAGCUAUUUAGUAUUUUGUUGGGAGAACAAGGUGACACCCAGCCUAAUAUUCUUCAUAAUGAUCCUCAUGCAAGACAUUUGGAUGAUAACGGACAAAAUCAUCUAGAAGGACAAAUGAACUUCAAUGCAGAUUCUAGCCAACAUAGAGAUGAGAAUACAGACAUCGCUGAAAACCUGUACCAGAAAGUUAAAAUUCUUUGUUGGGUUAUGACGGGCCCUCAAAAUCUAGAGAAAAAGGCCAAACAUGUCAAAGCUACAUGGGCCCAGCGUUGUAAUAAAGUGUUAUUUAUGAGUUCAGAAGAAAACAAAGACUUCCCUGCUGUGGGAUUAAAAACCAAAGAGGGUAGAGAUCAACUAUACUGGAAAACAAUUAAAGCUUUUCAGUAUGUUCAUGACCAUUAUUUAGAAGAUGCGGAUUGGUUUUUGAAAGCAGACGAUGAUACAUAUGUCAUACUAGACAAUUUGAGAUGGCUUCUUUCAAAAUAUAGUCCUGAAGAACCCAUUUAUUUUGGGAGAAGAUUUAAGCCCUAUGUGAAGCAGGGUUACAUGAGUGGCGGAGCAGGAUAUGUACUAAGCAAAGAAGCCUUGAAGAGAUUUAUUGAUGCAUUUAAAACAGAAAAGUGCACACAUAGUUCUUCCAUUGAAGACCUAGCUCUGGGAAAAUGCAUGGAAGUUAUGAAUGUAGAAGCUGGAGAUUCCAGAGACACCACAGGAAAGGAAACUUUUCAUCCCUUUGUACCAGAACACCAUUUAAUCAAAGGUUAUCUACCCAGAACCUUUUGGUACUGGAAUUAUAACUAUUAUCCUCCUGUAGAGGGUCCUGGUUGCUGUUCUGAUCUUGCAGUUUCUUUUCACUAUGUUGAUUCUACAACCAUGUAUGAAUUAGAAUACCUCGUUUACCAUCUUCGUGCAUAUGGUUAUUUGUAUAGAUAUCAACCUGCCUUACCUGAGAACGUACUAAAGGAAGUAAGUCAAGUAAACAAAAAUGAAGACCCAAAAGUGAAAUUAUGAAAUCCUUGAAAGGAACACAGAUGAGCCAAGGUAAAAAGUCUGACGUUGCACUGAAGAAAGACUUCUGCAUCUCUGACACAGAACCUUGAAAUCCCAGUGAUGUUCCAUAUAGAAAUCUUUCAAAUGAAUGACUGCAAACUAAAGCUUUAAAUAAGCUGUUAAAUGUUUUUUGAUACAGUAAUAUAUAAAUCUGUAUAAGAAUUUGUAUUUUUAAUGGGGUGGCAGGUAGAAGAAGUAGAAAAGAGAUUUUGUCACCUGUUCUUGACCAUGUGUAUUACUGUUACUGAGAAACUAAAACAGUUAAAUUUGCUAUAACUGCAGUGUACCACAUUAGUUACACACAAUGCUAAACAGAUCUGCCUUAAAAUUUUAGAAGGAAAUACUGUUGCUCAGUAUUGUUUAUAAAUUUAUUUGCAGUAUGAUAUAAAUGAACCACUUCUCCCCACCAGUUGUCUAAUGAAAAGUUUGCUGUGAUUAUUUAUAAUUAGCAUUAUUUCUUGAAGAUAGAAUAAGAAUGGCACUUAUUAAAGUGCAUUAAUAAAACUACAUUUUGAAAUUAUGGGCCUCAAUAUAUUUGGUUC